GCGCUCUCUGAUUGGUUCAUGGAAACUACUUACUCUCAGUAUAAAUGGAGAAGAGCAUCCUCUUCUUAUAACUGUCACAAAGAAAGCAGCUGGGGAAACAGAAAAACAAAAUCUCUCAAACAGUUGCUUGAAAUCCUGAAAUGGAUGCCACAGAAUUUCGAAAAAGAGGAAAAGAGAUGGUGGAUUACAUUGCAGAUUACAUUGAGAAGAUAGAGGAGCGACAGGUCUAUCCUGAUGUAGAGCCAGGUUAUUUAAGAGCCCUCAUUCCAGAGUUUGCUCCUGAAACACCUGAGAGAUUUGAAGACAUCCUUAAAGACGUUGAAAGGAUAAUUAUGCCUGGGGUAACUCAUUGGCACAGUCCCUACUUCUUUGCCUAUUUUCCUACUGCCAACUCUUUCCCCGCUCUUUUGGGUGAUAUGUUAUCUGGGGCCAUAGGAUGCAUUGGAUUUUCAUGGGCCUCAAGCCCAGCUUGUACCGAAUUGGAAACAGUCAUGCUGGAUUGGCUAGGAAAGAUGAUCAAUUUGCCUCCACAAUUUCUGGCUGGGAAAGAUGGAGAAGGAGGUGGGGUAAUCCAGGGAACUGCCAGUGAAGCUACCUUGGUUGCCAUGCUGGCAGCUCGAACCAAAGCAAUCCGUCGUAUACAGUUAGACAAUGAAAAUCUAACUCAGGGAGAAAUUACUGGCCGCCUGGUAGCUUAUACUUCUGAUCAAGCUCAUUCAUCAGUUGAAAAGGAUGUCUUGAUUGCUGGAGUGAAAAUUAAACAAGUUCCCACAGAUGACUCAUUUUCUGCCCGUGGGUCAGCUCUAAGAAAAAUUAUAGAUGCAGAUAAAGCUGCUGGUCUUAUCCCAUUCUUUUUGUGUGCAACUCUUGGAACUACAACAUGUUGCUCCUUUGACAAUCUGCUAGAACUGGGUCCCAUUUGUAAUGAGGAGAAUAUUUGGAUGCAUAUCGAUGCAGCCUAUGCUGGAAGUGCUUUCAUCUGCCCUGAAUUUCGUUACCUUCUCAAUGGAGUAGAGUAUGCAGAUUCAUUCAACUUCAACCCUCAUAAGUGGCUCCUGGUCAACUUUGAUUGUUCUACUAUGUGGGUGAAGAAGAGAUUGGAUUUAACAUGUGCCUUUAAAAUAGAUCCUGUUUACUUGAAGCAUGAUCAUGAUGAAUCUGGAUGCAUUACAGACUACAGGCACUGGCAGAUUCCUUUAGGUAGAAGAUUCCGGUCUUUGAAAAUGUGGUUUGUGUUCCGGAUGUAUGGUGUGAGUGGAUUACAAGAAUACAUCCGCAAGCAUGUUAGGAUAGCACAUGAAUUUAAGGACUUGGUGCUACAAGAUGAUCGAUUUGAAAUUUGUGCUGAUGUUAUACUGGGAUUGGUAUGCUUCCGAUUAAAGGGCAGCAAUGAACUUAAUGAAGUGCUUCUUAAAAACAUAAAUGAUGCCAGGAAGAUUCAUCUUGUUCCAUGUCAUCUGAGAGGAAAAUUUGUGCUGCGUUUUGCAAUUUGUGCCCGCACAGUGGAAUCUUCCCAUAUCCAGUUUGCCUGGAAACACAUCACAACAAUGGCAAGUGUACUUCUGAAAACACAAAAACAGAGUACUGAAUAAAAGACAAAAGGCUGGAUUCAACUCCAAAUAUAAAGGAUAACAUAAAUUCUGUCUUGUCUGAUACUUGUCUGUCACUGCCAGGAACAUACAGUUCUGUAAUUAGAUUGAGUGGGUUUAUAGAUAAAAGCGUAAAACUGAUAAUCUUCAUUUAAUGACCAUUGUUCGGUGACUACAUGAAUUUGUAACAGCAUGUACUGAAUGGUAGUUAUGAGUGAUCCUUAUUUUUAUGCCUGUCACAGUACUUUGUGCUCAUGUGAUCGCUGUUUGCAAUCUUAUUUGCCUGCUUCUGACAAAGUCCAUCAAGAAGACGGCAUAAUGUUGCAAAUGGUGACACAUGACAUCCUUGCUUAACAAUCUGUAGUUAUUUUCAUAACAACCAGAGCAUCAGAAACACUGUUGCUAAAUGGCACAGUUAUGUGACAUCAAGCUUUAUGACAAUGUUGCUUAGUAACAAAUUCUAGUUCCAGUUAUUGUUGUUAAGGGAUGAUUACCAAUAAUGGCUAUUGGUGUUCAGAGGCCAAAUGCCAAAAACCUUAUCAUUGUUCCAAUAUGUAUGAAUCUGACUGUAAGCCUGACAAUUAUGAUCUUAUCCUGUUUGGCCCCAACAUCAACCAGGUCAAAGCUAUUGGCAGAAUAUAACAAUGAAUCAAUCUUCCUGCAAUAAUCUGUUUUUUUAGGCCAAUGGUGAUGCCUUAUGGCAGAUGAUACCAAAUCAUAAAGAUCAGAACUAUUAGAUAAAAGUUUGCUCAGCUAGAAGACUUUGUUGUCACUUGUUGCAGUGCAGCAAAUUAAAAAAAAAAAAGACAUUUAGAGGGACGGUAGACAGCACUACUGCUUCUUUUCUGAUAACAUUCACCUUACCUCCGACAUUGCAAUUUUCAUCUCAGCCUUUGAAUAUUUGCAUUUUCAAGUUUUUCCUUUCUAGCAUUCCUUUUUUUCCCCUUUUUGAUAAAGAAAAGGGGUUUUCUGAGAAAAAAAAAAACCACCUGGGUUUUAUUGCUACCUCUUCUUAACGUUAGUUAUUUAAACAAAUAGGCUUUUAAUGAACUGAAAUUAUUUGAAGACCAUUUAUUGAAUUAAGAAUCUUUUGGUCCAACAAAUGAUAAUUGGGGUAAAACUAUGUAAUCUUGUCCAACCAUGCUUUCUCUUGUUAUUGGUUUGCAAGUAUAGAGAAUUAUUGAUGAUACAUUAAAAAAAUGAUGGAAAUAUUGAUAACUCACUGAGUCACCUCAAGUUGGCAUAUAAACAUAUAAACUUGAUAAAUAAAUAAACUCAAGUCUAGCACCAUGAUUCUAAUUGAAUUACAAUACUGUUGCAAGUUAAUGUUUCUGUGUAAUUUUCUUGAAGUAAUUGUGCCUUGCAUUAUACCCAUUAUGUGACAGAUCCUGCUUUAUGUUUUCUACUGUUAUAUAAUCAAAUGUACUAGAGUGUAUUUUUUUCUGUAUAAAUGCUUAUUUAUUUAUGCCUCUAGAAUGUUUCCACUGAAUGGGAUCUUAGGGCUUGCUUGAUCUUCUAAAGCAAUGUCGUGAAACUCAAAUAAAAUAUUAACUUAGAAAACCACCACAUUUGUCUAUUUCUUUUUUAUUAAUACAUCAAUACAUUGUAAUCAGAUAUGAAUUAAAUAUUACUUACACAAAAAAGAAAAGCAUUAUUAUAAAUUUGACUUUUGUUUUCAAUAUUUAUGGCUAUAUAUAUUUCCUCACCACCUCACUCUGAGCUUCCUCCGUCAAAAUAUUACUAAAUUAGCAAUAGCAAUAGCACUUAGACUUAUAUAGUGCUUCAUAGUGCUUUUACAGCCCUCUCUAAGCUGUUUACAGAGUCAGCAUCUUGCCCCCAACAAUCUGGGUCUUCAUUUUAUCCACCUCAGAAGGAUGGAAGGCUGAAUCAACCUUGAGCCUGGUGAGAUUUGAACUGCUGAACUGCAGUUAGCUGAAGUAGCCUGCAGUACUGCACUCUAACCACUGUGCAACCUCAGCUCCUUAUUGCAUAGAUCAUCUCUUCACCUCUUAUUCCCACUUACUAUCUCCUUGCUUUUAUUUCAUGUGCAGAAAAGAUUAUUUUGUGCAGUUUUCCUAAACCAGGUACACAUUUGUGUACUAUGCAAGAAUAUGAAUAUUUUAGAAGCGACAUGAAAUUUUUUCUUCCUCAAAAUAAAGACUGAUCUAACUACCAUAUUUUUUGGAGUAUCAGACACACCUUUUUCCCCCCAAAAAGAGGGUGAAAAUCUGGGUGCGUCUUAUACUACAAAUGUAUAACCCAGCUUCUCAAACGAAGGUUUCAGAGGUUUCAGAGGAUGAAAAAAGCAUCAGAAAUGGAGCUUAGAAAAAAAAAAGCUUAGAAAAAAAGAAAAAAGCUUAGAAAAAAAGCCCCAAAUGGAACUUCAUGGAACUUAGGAAAAAAGCCCCAAACAGAGCUUCAGAAAAGAAGCUCCCAAAUAGAGCUUCAGAGGCUUUUUUUCUGAAGUUCUGUUUUGGAGGCUUUCAGAGGCAGAAAAAAGUUUUUUCUGAAACAGAGUUUCAGAGGCAGGGAAAAAAAGCC
Molecule: messenger RNA, 4130 nt
Organism: Ahaetulla prasina
Lineage: Eukaryota; Metazoa; Chordata; Lepidosauria; Squamata; Colubridae
Gene: DDC
Product: dopa decarboxylase
Exons: 14
Coding region: 141-1592 (483 amino acids)
Biological process (GO): catecholamine metabolic process; amino acid metabolic process; serotonin biosynthetic process
Molecular function (GO): aromatic-L-amino-acid decarboxylase activity; pyridoxal phosphate binding
Source: RefSeq, a predicted model, not a curated record